This is a messenger RNA of Electrophorus electricus (electric eel), 1062 nucleotides long. RefSeq names its product urotensin-2 receptor 4 (gene uts2r4). Gene Ontology annotation, cellular component: plasma membrane. NCBI's taxonomy places the organism in Eukaryota, Metazoa, Chordata, Actinopteri, Gymnotiformes, Gymnotidae. The record is from RefSeq and is a predicted model, not a curated record. Gene Ontology annotation, biological process: regulation of blood pressure; blood vessel diameter maintenance; neuropeptide signaling pathway. Gene Ontology annotation, molecular function: urotensin II receptor activity.
AUGAGCCUCGGUUCCAACGGCAGCGUCCCCACCACGGCAGGCCCAAGCUCGGGCGGGGGAGGUGCUCCAUGGGUGACGCCGCUCCUGGGCUCCACCCUGGUGGCCAUGUGCGUGCUGGGCGCGGCGGGCAACCUGUACACGCUGGCAGUGACGCGCUCGGCGGCCCUGCGGCGCGCGGGGUCCAUGCGCGUCUUCAUCAUCAACCUGGCAGCGGCCGACCUGCUAUACCUGGCUACCAUCCCGUUCGUGGUGUGCACCUACUUCGCCCGUGACUGGUUCUUCGGCGAGACGGGCUGCCGCCUGCUGCUCAGCCUGGACCUGCUCACCAUGCAUGCCAGCGUCUUCGUCCUGGUGGCCAUGAGCCUGGAGCGCUACCGGGCCGUGGCGACGCCCUUCGGUGCCCGCCGCCCACCCGGCCGUCGCCACUGGCUGGCGGCGCUGGGCGUGUGGGCGGCGGCCACGGCGCUCACUCUUCCCAUGAUGGUGAUGAUCCAGCUGCGCGAGGGUCGUCCGGGUGCCGGUGGCCUCGUCAAGCGCAUCUGCUACCCCACGUGGAAGCCCGAGGCCUUCAGGGCCUACCUGACGCUCCUCUUCUUCACCAGCAUGCUGGUGCCGGGUCUGGUAAUGGGGGGGCUAUACACCGGCCUGGCACAUCACUACUGGGUGGCCCAGGCAAACCUGGUGCGCGGAGGCUCAGGGCGUGGAGGCACGGCGCUCUCCCGGCUGCGGCGGCAGCUCAAGUACAGAGUAGUGGGCAUGGUCUUCAGCAUUGUGGUGGCCCACUGGGUCUGCUUCCUGCCCUUCUGGGCCUGGCAGCUGGCCAAGCUUUUCUCGCCCGAGGCCCUGCGCUCGCUCUCGCAUGCCGCUCACACCUACCUAAACUUCUUCGUCACCUGCCUGACGUAUGGGAACAGCUGCGUGAACCCGCUCCUCUACACGCUGCUCACCCGGAACUACAGGGACUACCUGGCCCAGAGGGGGCAGAACUCUGGCUCUAGCCGCGCGGAACAGGCCUCAGCGCCCCCGGCCAACCACGCCGCCCAGGACUCGGAGACGACGUAG